Raphanus sativus (radish) is the source of this 2727-nucleotide messenger RNA. RefSeq lists its product as uncharacterized. The record is from RefSeq and is a predicted model, not a curated record. Gene Ontology annotation, molecular function: protein kinase binding. The transcript has 5 exons. The coding region runs from base 562 to 2520 and encodes 652 amino acids. Lineage: Eukaryota; Viridiplantae; Streptophyta; Magnoliopsida; Brassicales; Brassicaceae. Gene Ontology annotation, cellular component: cytoplasm.
UCCGUCCAACAACAAAAAAAAAAAAAAAGAGAUUUUUUCUAGGGUUAGCGUAGCCUCAAACUCAAAAGUCUCUUCUUUGAAGGAAGAUAAUCGUUUCUCUGGAGCUGCUGAUUACGAAUCUGUUCGCUCUAAUCCUCCUCUCGAUUUCAAAUCUGGCUACGCUCUCUGGUGAGCAAACAUAUUUAGGAAUCUAGGAGGAAUUUUGGGCUUUUCUUAAGCUCGAGAAGCAAUUGUUCUUCACUCUGGCCGCUUCUGCAAAGCCGCGUGCUUCUCGCACCUCUGCACAGGUGUGGGGUGGCCUUGAAGUGGUGACUUCACUCUCUCCUCUUCCCAGGAUUUCUCUAGCUUCCAUCAUUUGGAGACUCCGCCGUGUUUCCCAGGGUCUCACCCUUGAUUACGGCUAACGUUUGUUUACACACACAUCAACCUCCACAAUUACUUGAUCUCAUUGUUUAUACUUGUUCUUGUCUUUGAGUUAGAACAGUUUUUUUUUUAGUUUUUUUUUUCUUUUUUUUAGUUGUUCUACUGGGUUAUGUUGUCUAUGUUAUUGAGUUUGGCACAAUGGUAAGGUUUUUCUGCUUCAACUCCCGCAUCCCCCGCCAUAGACCUAAGGAAUCCGUGGACGGGUUUUCAGAACGAGUGAUCAGGGAAGAUGGGUCUAACUCUAAAAGAUUGAGCUCUGUCAUAUCCACCGGUGAAAGCAGCAAGCUAGCUGCCUCUACCGCUGCUACUGAGCGUGUCUGGAAAUCUGAGGAGAUUAAACCAAGUGAGCAUGAAACUGGGAAGCAUCAUGUAUGUCAUCUCAAGAAAAGUCAGUCUCACGGAGAUGAACUAUACUUGGAUGGGAGGGAUGCUACAGAGAAUGGAACAGAUGACGAUGGCACAGAUCGGAUUGCUUCUCCAGAUUCUCUUGAACACAAAGAUACUCUUGCGGCAGGAAGCAGCACCAAGCGUCUAGAAAGAAGUCCUGUUGUGUAUCAGAAAGAUCUUCCAGCUUCAGUUUCUGCUUACCAGGGUUCUGAUCAAGCACUCUAUGGCUCUAUUUUCUCGGUUCAUGCUGAUCAAGACAGCCGUCAGCUCGAUGAUAUCUCGUUAUACGGUGAACUGAUGGACAACUCAAACAGCCAAACCCCUAAUGGUUCACCGUUGCUUGUGAGGUCGAACUCAAUGCCUAACAUUGCGGACUCUGGAUCAGGGAAAUCUUCACCUCUCAAGUACUCUUCUCACCACUCUAGAUCCUCAGAUGACCUUUGUGCUCUACGCAGACGCCAAAGAGAUAAACAUGUCCACGAAACUGAUGCACAAGUGAAGCAAGAUCAAGAGGACGGAUAUGAUGAUGCAAAUGGUUUUUCUUCCAUGGCAAAAGAUUGGAUAGUACCAGCUACAGACGAGCUCAACUCAACAAAGUUCCUUGAAGGAGAAACAUCAAACCAGCCUGCAAAAUAUCUAGGAAAAGAUUUUAAAAUCAAGCGUAUUGCAGAUUGGGUCAACGACCUUCAGCAUGUAAACUCGUCAGCGGAAGAAGCUGAAGAAAUAACAGGAUACGACGAUGAUGAGUUGGAAAGAGAACCCUUAAACGAGCCAACAGCAGCUUCUCCUAGUGUUGAUGUAAUGAAGUCAACUCCUGGAAUGGAAGCUGCAAAAAAGUAUUUUAAUUCUCUGAGUGCUUCUGCAACCACAGCACAGCUGGUUAGUCGUGGUCUUGUUGUGAUACCACUCCUAAGUAAAUUUGUUUCUCUGAGAGUUCUCAAUCUGUCCGGAAAUGCAAUAGUUAAGAUAACCGCUGGUGCUCUUCCUCGAGGACUGCAUUCAUUGAACUUGUCAAAGAACUGUCUCUCAGUGAUCGAGGGCCUGCGUGAACUCACUCGGCUUCGAGUAUUAGACCUGCGUUACAACAAAAUACUGAGACUUGGUCAUGGUUUGGCUUCUUGCUCCUCCCUGAAAGAACUAUACCUUGCUGGGAACAAGUUAAGCGAAAUUGAGGGACUUCAUCGUCUCUUGAAGCUCACGGUCUUGGAUUUACGCUUCAAUAAGUUUUCAACCACCAAAUGUCUAGGCCUGCUCGCUGCAAAUUACAGUUCUCUCCAGGCUAUAAGCUUGGAAGGCAACCCUGCACAGAAGAAUGUUGGUGAUGAACAACUGAGAAAGUACCUUUUGGGACUCCUGCCACAUUUGGUGUACUAUAACAGACAAGGCGCCAAAGAUGCUAGGCUGGGGACAAGCACGCUUCAGUUAGAACGAGGUCUCAGAUCAGAGCUCAAGAACAACAGUCGGAAGAGUAGCCAUGGUGCAUCGAGUACCCACAAAGCAGGAUCAUCCAACGCUGCUCGUAAAGCUUCGGGUGCGCAGAAAAGAUCAUCAAAGGAGAGAAGCAGCAGCCGUCUUCCACCUGUGGGACACAAAGUAUCAACAGCUGCUUACGAGAAUUAUUACGUUGCAAAUGGUGAUAGAUUGGCUACUUUGAGAUCAGAGCUCUCUAUGCGCAGAACUCGUAGCGAAGGCAAUCUUGAACCUAUCUGAGAGGUAAUGAUGAAGAAGAAGAAGAUGUUUCUUUCUUCACCAUCUUCUCUUACAUGUUUCAUCUAUAUGUUUUUUCUUUGUUGUUGUGCAUUAAAAGUUACAUCAGAGAAGCUUUGUUUCUUUCUUAUAGCUUCUCAAUAAUGUCUGAAACUGGAAACCAUGUUAUACAUUCUUUUCAGCACAAUUUGAGAUUAUAUGUUGCACUGA